GUGUGUGUGUGUGUGUGAGAGAGUAAAUGGGGAACGAGGCGAGUCUGGAGGGAGAGGCGGCCCAGCCGGGAGCCGCUUCCGCUUCAGCACCACCGCGCGCCGGACAGCUCCACGAGCCCGGACCGGACAGCAUCCAAGGCAAACCCGCCCACACAGACCCCAGCAAUGGACCCAAGCCGGGGGGAUCGGUGGGUGGCACCCCUGACCAGAGCCACUCUCCCCGAAAGAGCCCUCAGGGGGACGCCGGUGGUCCUAAAUCUCCCUACUCUUUGCCGCAGAUCGCCCCGAUGCCCAGCAGUAAGCUGUGCCCGGUGUGUAAGACUGCCGACCUGACGGGCGUCUCGGACGGGCAGCCGAACUGCAACACGUGCACUCAGUGCCGCACCACGGUGUGUAACCAGUGCGGCUUCAACCCCAACCCACAUCUCACAGAGGUGCAAGAAUGGCUGUGUCUAAACUGCCAGAUGCAGAGGGCGUUAGGAAUGGACAUGGACACCCCGCGAUCCAAGAGUCAGCAGCAGAUCCAUUCUCCGCAGCAGCCAACCAAGCCCCAACCUCGAACGGCACCCCAAACUCCAUCUUCGACACAACCCAAACCUUUUCCAGCAUCCCAGAAUGAACUAAAGUCUCAGUCUCAACCGUCCACCCCCCUGAAAACCCAAACUCAAGCGAAACCUCAACCCCAAUCAACUCCAUCUACCCAACCCCAAUCGAAACCUCAACCCCAAUCAACUCCAUCUACCCAACCCCAAGCAAAACCGCAACCCCAAUCUACUCCAUCAGCCCAACCCCAAGCAAAACCGCAACCCCAAUCUACUCCAUCAGCCCAACCCCAAGCAAAACCUCAAACCCAAUCAACUCCAUCAACCCAACCUCAAGCAAAACCGCAACCCCAAUCUACUCCAUUAGCCCAACCCCAAGCAAAACCACAAACCCAAUCUACUCCAUUAGCCCAAUCCCAAGCAAAACCGCAACCCCAAUCUAUUCCAUCAGCCCAAACCACAGCCAAACCUCAAUCCCAACCUCCAACACCAUCACAUACUCAGUCAAAACUUCCGCCCACCCCUCAAACUCAACGAAAAUCUCAAUCGCAGCCCGCGACUCCCACCAAAUCUCAACCAAAUCCUCCUUCAUCAGAUCAGCCAUUUGGCAAGCUCUUCGGCUUUGGUGCAUCCCUGCUGAACCAAGCCAGCAGUCUGAUAUCAGUAGACCAGCCGCAGUCACAACCUCAGACACCUCAGAAAGCUCCAACAGCAACCCCAAAACCCGGAGUCCAACCUAGUCCCCAUCCUGGACCCCAACCUCAGCAGCAGAAGAGCAGACCAAAAGUAAACUGCCCCUUGUGCAAGACUGAGCUAAAUGUUGGCAUGCCUACAGAACCUCCCAAUUACAACCACUGCACCCAGUGCCAUGCCCAGGUCUGCAACAUGUGCGGCUUCAACCCCACACCGCAUCUCACUGAGAAGAAAGAAUGGCUCUGCUUGACAUGUCAGACACAGAGAGCCAUUUCAGGGGAUUUAGGGGACAGCCCAUCUCCUGUUUCUCAGCCAGUGGGAUCUCCCCGAGCGACUGGUCCGUCCACCCAACAGCAGGCCCAACUGAGGCCACCCAGUCAGCAAGCAGGGGUGAGGCAUGCCGGUCCUCAGCAGCAAAAAACACCUGGUGCCCAAGUAAGUGGUUCUCUCCCUUCUGCCAAACAAGGAACACCACAGAGCAAAGGUCCUGCUCAAGCAUCUCCUGCCAAGACAGCCCUUACUCAACCUGCAGGCAAAAACAAGGCAGAAACUCGCAAACAAGAGCAAGGCAUUAGCAAGAAACAAGCAGUGUCCAAAACCGAGAAAGAAGGUGAUAUGAAAGUGAUCCAUAAAAAAGGAACACAGGAAGUAAAAGACCAGAAGAAAAGUAGUGACUUACAGAAAUCUAAACACCAUGACGAUUCCAACAAGUCUAGUACUCAGAGUCUGAGUGACACAGGCUACUCCUCUGAUGGCAUUUCCGGCUCCCAGGGUGAGAUUACUGGGCUCAUCCAAGAGGAGGGAAUUAAACUAAGCGAAGGAGGCUUGUCUACCCAACGCAGUCCUCCCAGCCCCUCUGAAAUAAAAAAACUAGAAAGCUCCAUGCGACCGCUAUUGCAGUCAGAAGCGGCCUCUGAAGUUGAUAAGCAGAGACCACAGUCGCUAUCCAUAACACAAGACCAAUUUGAUUCUGAUGGGGAAGUAUCCGAUGACCUUAGUUGCAAAUUACGUCAUGACUACGUAGAGGAUAGCAGUGAAAGUGGUCUGUCACCUUUACCAACCAGACAGAAAGCACAAAAGGACCUAACAGAUGAGGACUUUAUGAGAAGACAGAUUUUGGAAAUGAGUGCAGAUGAGGAAGAAAUGGUAGAAACUGAAGGUCACGUGAAAAUGAAGAAGAGUCAUAAACACAGUGGUGAUCUGGGGAAAGAGAGGCGACGGCUUACACAGCAAUCUAACAGUUUUGAGGAUGACACUAAAAGUACUGAUGGUACAUACAAGUCCAGUGAUGGGGAUGAUAUGAUGGGUUCACAAGGAGGCCUAAGACGAUUUAAGACUAUAGAACUGAAUAAUACUAACAGUUAUAAUCGUGAUUUAGAACUUAGCACAGAGCAUGAUCUUAGAGAACCUGAGCUUGAAAUGGAAAGCCUCACUGGAUCACCUGAGGAAAGGUCAAAGGGAGAGUACUCCUCGACCCUUCCUGCUACUACACCUAGCUAUACAUCUGGCACCUCUCCCACAUCUGUGUCGUCACUGGAGGAUGACAGUGAUAGUAGUCCUAGCAGAAGACAAAGGCUCGAGGAGGUUAAGCAGCAGAGAAAAGCAAGGCAUCGUUCUCACGGUCCACUGCUACCAACAAUUGAAGACUCAUCUGAAGAAGAUGAAUUGAGGGAAGAGGAAGAACUCUUAAGAGAACAAGAAAAGAUGAGAGACUUGGAACAGCAAAGGAUACGCAGCACAGCCCGGAAAACAAAAAGGGACAAGGAGGAACUCAGGGCGCAGAGACGCAGAGAGAGGUCUAAGACUCCACCAAGCAACCUGUCACCAAUUGAGGAUGCUUCCCCAACAGAGGAGCUUCGACAAGCAGCUGAAAUGGAAGAACUUCACAGGUCAUCCUGUUCAGAAUACUCUCCCUCUAUGGACUCCGAGGCAGAAGGAUUUGAAGGGGGCUCUAAACUUUACAAGUCUGGGAGUGAGUACAAUCUUCCAACUUUUAUGUCUCUGUAUUCGCCUACAGAAAAAACAUCUGCUCCAUCACCAUCUACUGUGCACAAAUCAUUAAAAAGUGCAGAGGAGGUUUAUGAGGAAAUGAUGAGAAAGGCAGAGAUGAUGCAAAAACAGCAGGGACAGCAGGGGCGACAAGGACAGCAAGGGCCUUCCAAUUUAGAAAAUAAGCAGCACUUAAGAACAGGAGGAACAUCUUUGAGUCCAGGCACAAGCCCCACACAGAUGUCAGCACCUGUAUCAUUUUCAGAAAGUGCCACUAGUGGGAGAGGGACACCCAAGGUUAAUGAUGCACAACAAAACCAGGCAAGGAUAACUACCCAAACCACCAAAAUUUCACAGUCUCAGCCACAAGUGCGUCAGCCUGCUCUAGGACAGCAACAAGUGCGACUUGUCCAGGGUCAAGGUGCUGACACAACCUCUAAAUUGUACUCUCCUUUCAAGGGUUCCAGCCCUCUUACAUCACCUUCUUCAUCUCCUACACAAAGUCCCACUCAUACAAAAGUUCAUGGUCAUACAUCAUCGGUACCAUCUACACCCCAAGGGUCCCACAUUUCUCCAAGAACUGGGACCCCUCGUCUUGCAAGACAGCAGUCCUCCCAAGAAGCCCCAGUGAUGGUGAUAACACUAGGAUCAGGCACUACUACUCAGCCCCCAAAACCAAUAACUGUAAAUUCUUCUACAUCCCCGCUUUCUUCACCAAUAAGUAGCCAACAGCAACCAAUUUAUCGGAGCCAGUCUCCUGUAACAAGUUCUCCUACAUCAACAUCAAUGUCUCAGCUCACCUAUCAGAGAGGACAAACAGCUGAAAGAGUUACUACUGGGUCAAGUACUCCCUCCUGUGCAGCUUCUCAGAGCCAUAGAUCAGAAAACAUUCAACUGUGUAAAAUAACCAGUGUUCCAGGAACUGCUAAAGUUAUUGAGCAAGGAACAGUGACCCAAAGCGCAAGUGUUGUUGAUCUUAGAGCAAUGAAGCCUGCUCCGAUUAUCAUGACAGACCAUGGUAUGGAUCUAACAUCGUUGGCAUCUGAUACACGGAGAUAUUCAGUUGAUACAGACCAACCUCCAAGUCGUCAUACAGCAGUACAACCGCUAAUUAUGAACCUAAAUGCACAGGCGCAACCUUAUGUGACAACAUCCACACCAACAACAGUUAGUGUUACUGUGGCAGCUUCUAUGUUCAUAUCACAACCUAAGCACCCAAUGGUUUAUGGAGAUCCACUGCAAAAUCGUGUCGACUUUGGUCAGGGUACUGGAUCAGCUGUUUGUCUUUCCCAACCAAGACCACCAAUGACAGACCCAUCAAUUCCAAAGAUAGAUGCAUGUCUAGAAGAUCUUGAAAUUCAACAACAGCAGCUUCAAAAGCAACAACAGAAGCUCCAACAGCAACAAGAGCUCCUUGAGCAACAGCUCCAACAGCAUCAACAAAAUGCAGCUUCUUUUGCUCGUUUCAAUUUAGCAAACCAAGUGCAACCAAUGUUGUUAAAGAAAGACCUAGUGGUAUGCCAGACCAGUGGUGGAAGCACACAAACAGUGGUAAGUGCCAUUACUAAAGUAUCCCCUUUACCACCACAGCCAUUAACAAGCUCUGUGUCUCCUACCCCUACUGUCGGCCAUGACAUAUAUGGUGGGGUUGCUCUGGAGCUAAAAAAUAAGCCCACUGCAGCUAACCUCUCCACAGGAAAGCCCCAUGUAAUGAUGGUACAGUUAGAUGAGAGUAGUUCAUCACGAGGGGGUACAGUUACCCAAAUAGUUAAAAGUGAAGAUGCACCUCCAGCACCAGAAGUCCUUGAUCUUACUGGACAGAUCAAAUCUGAGAACCAAGUGGCCUGCUGUGAUGUUGUUUACCAGUUGCCUUUUGCUGGUAGCUGUUCAGCUCCUUUUGGUCAGAGAGGCAAAACAAAUAUUUCAGAGUCAAGUUCUUCUACAGAGCCUACCCCAGCUCCCCAUCUGCAAACUCAGCUAGAAAAAGAUGGUUACCAGCCGGUUAAUAUGCAAGGGGCACCAGAGGAACAUAAAACUUUUAGCAUGGCUCCAUCUGGACGACUUCCACCAUCAAUGUCAGACACCAACCUUGCAGAAACAGGACUUCAGUUCUACCAAAGGACAGAUCCUGGAGACCUAGCGGUGGAUUUAAGCUCUAUGAAACAAGCAUAUGAAGCAGGAUACCUUGGGAUGGGUGCCCAAUAUGGAUCCUACACUGAUUUGCGUCAUCAAGGAGAUGUUUCAACCCCACCAUUACCUCUGCGCAGAUAUGGCUCGAUGUCUAAUAUAAGUGGAGACUUUGGCUAUCCUUCUCGUGACCUGGCAGGCACUCAAGAACCAAACCUUGCACAGUACAGUGCCACCACUGCCAGAGAAAUUAGCAGAAUGUGUGCUGCCCUUAACUCAAUAGAUCAGUUUGGAAAUCGUUAUGCAAAUAGCCCUGAUAUAUUUCAAUAUGGUGCUGGAAGAGGGGGCCCAAUGGGACGGCUUGGCCUUCAACAAGGUCUGACAUCAAUCAGAGCAAACCUGCUUUAUGGACCAGAUGGAAGGCCCACAGCACAUGGACAAGCACUUACCAAUCUAAUCAAUGCUAGACAGGCUAGCUUGCGGGCCUUAUAUCCUCCUGCUUUGAGGACUGCUGAUGGCAUGAUAUACUCUACUAUAAACACUCCCAUAGCAUCCACUUUACCAAUCACAACUCAACCUGCCCCUGUAAUAAAUUCUAUGCUAAGAGGAGUUUAUAAGCCUUAUCCUCCAGGCAGUGUGACAGCUGUUCCUUUAGCCAGCCUUAGUAGAUUGCCUCAUGUCACCCCUAGGAUGCCUCUUUCUGCACAGGGACCUUACAGAUACCCUGCUCCAACCCAUUUCCAAGCAACUGCACCAGACUCUAUUUCAGGGGGUGUGCCAACAGCAAGUACCUCCCAAGAAACUCCUGUCUAUCUUGGUAAGCCUGCAGUAUCUGGCACAAUUACAUCAGCUGCAACAUUACCAUCAACACCUAGAGCUACUGUUCAAACUAGUGCUAUACCACCCCAACAAACUAUUUUAAACCAACAAAUAUCUCAGGGUCAUAUGCCAGUAGAUGCUACCACAGUUCUUCCUCCCACUCAUAGUCAAAUUCCACAGUCAAUUCAGCAGCAAAUACAGGCACAAACCCAGCCUCAAGCAUUGACCAAAAGUAAAGAUUUGUCCUUCACUCAAGGCCAAUCACUUUCUCAGACACAAUCCCACUUAUCAGUGCCAGACACAGCACUUAGUGGUGUCAAUACAUCUACAGAUAAAGAAAAGGAGAAAGAGGAAGAGCGUUUACGACAACAACAAGAGCAGUUACUGCACAUGGAGAGGGAGCGCAUUGAGUUAGAGAAGCUUCGCCAGAUGCGGCUUCAAGAAGAGCUGGAGAGGGAUCGCUUAGAGAUACAGAGGCAUAGGGAGAAAGAACAACUUCUUGUGCAGCGUGAGAUCCAGGAACUGCAGAACAUCAAGCAGCAGGUCCUUCAGCAACAGCAGGUUGAAAGAGAAACUCAGUUGGUAAUGCAGAGAGAACAGCUGGCCCAACAAAGAAUGCAGCUAGACCAAAUUCAGGCUCUGCAACAGCAACUUCAGUUGCAGCUUGAAGAGCAGAAGAGGCAAAAGACAGCAGCCGUUGAAGCAGCAGCAGUAGCAGCUGCAGCAGAAGCAGCCGCUGUGUCUGCCGCUACUGCUGCAGCAGCCACAACUGCUCAAGGUGCCAUUAAUGGAGUGGUGGUUGGUGGAGCCCCUCAAGCAAUCUCCAUCAUCUGUGAUCAGAGUGGUAGGGUUAUUCCACAAGAUGGUCAGAGCUUACAGUUUUUACCUUGCAUGGAUGGGCAAAUGGUUCAAGCACUGGUGUCCACAAGAUCAAUGCCCAGCUCAGCUUCUGAAAUGUCCCUGAGGAACAGCGAUGAUCAGGGAAAUAGCCAUGUUAUAAAAAAACAGAAUUCAAUGCCACGUUUGAGGAAUGGCACUGAGGAGGACCCUGUGAAAAAAAUUGCGGACAGCAGUGUCCAAACUGAUGAUGAAGAUGGGGAGGAUCGAUUUAUGUCACGGCGCAGAAGGACUAGACGUAUUGCUGACUGCAGUGUCCAGACAGAUGAGGAGGACCAGGGGGAGUGGGACAGCCAGCCAGUGCGACGUCGACGCUCAAGGUACUCCAAACACUCUGAGUCAAAUGCAGAAAAUAAAGGCGAUGCAUCUAAAGUGACUUCCAGUAUAGCUAUUCAGACCACAACUGACUCAUCAUGUCAAACUGAAUCAGAUCAGCUGGGCAGAGUCUCACCAGCCAUACACAUCUCCAUGGCAGAGCCAUCAAAGGUUGAACUGCUUCACUACAUUUCUGCACCAGAGAGGACACACAAGGGAGAGAGCCUAGCCUGCCAGACUGAUCCUGAAGCACAGUUUCAAGGUGUGGUUGUUCCUCAGCUCACUGUUUCUACCACAGUCAGCCCGUACUCCACCAGUUUACAGGUAGUUGGUGCCACACCAGCCAAGUUUGAAAGAAGGAAACCAGACCCACUAGACAUUGGGCUGCAAGUGCAGCAACCAAUUGAUGCGCGUCCACCCAAAUCCCCACAAGUGUUGUACUCCCCUGUGUCUCCCCUAUCCCCCCACCGCAUGCUAGAGACAACCUUUGCCUCCAGUGAGAAGCUUAACAGGGCACAUGUCACACCCCAGCAAAAGGCCUUCACUACUGAAUCACCCAAGAGGCAUCAAACAAUUCCCAGGCCAAUAAAAAGUGUUCAGCGCUCCAUGUCAGAUCCCAAACCUCUUAGCCCAACUUCAGAGGACCCAUCUAAGACCAAAUUCUCACUUUACCAGAAUCAAAACACUACAGUCUCUUGUCUACAGAACUUGAUGAUGCGGAAAGUAAAACGGACUCUCCCCAGUCCCCCUCCAGAUGAGACGCCACGCCCUAUUGUAACCCCUGCAAUGACCCACAUGUACAGCACUCCUGGAAUGCCUCAAAGAGUAUUGCCCCAUACAGCACAAAGUUUUACCAAGGCAGGGCUUCUGAAUGAGCUUAAAGCUGUCGAACAAGAGUCUUCCAAGCUACGUAAACAGCAAGCAGAACUUGAGGAAGAAGAAAAAGAGAUUGAUGCUAAGCUACGCUGUUUAGAACUAGGCAUUACCCAGCGCAAGGAAACCAUGGUGAAAGAACGAGAGAGAAGAGAGCUGGCCUAUCUGCGAGGCAUCGGGGAUGCACGGGACUAUAUGUCGGAUAGUGAACUCAACAACCUUAGAUUAACUGGAGUACCAACUGGGACCUAUGAAACAAAUGGAAUGUUGUCAAGACCAAGCACAGCACCUCUGAGCCAAUUUAAUUCUGACCCAAAUAUGACUUCUCAGUACCCACCGACAUCCUCUUAUAUCCCAUAUCCAUUUCCACAGGGCCAGCCUGGACCAACACAACCGACUGCAGCAUAUCAGCAGAUUGGAUUUCAAGCACCGCAGUAUUCUGCACCAUCCCAGCCUCAGCCAGGAACGUUUCAGCCACACCCUCCUCAACCUUCAUCCUAUCAAACCCAAGUAGCCUACCAGAGUCAUGGGUAUGGGCAAUCCUACCAGCCAGAUAUUGGCCUGCAGCAACCCAGCCACCAGAGCUUUCAGCCUUCUGCUGCUCAUUUGCCUGGACAAACAUUACCAUAUCCUGGCCAAAGUCUGCCCUUCCAGCCCCAAGCUGGCAUCCUUUCAGGUCAUCAGCUGCCACGACAUACAUCAUUGGCUGAUCUUGAACAGAAACUGCCAACCAAUUAUGAAAUAAUAACUAAUCCUGCAGUAUCAGUAUCCACUUCAGGCCAGGAAACUGGCUUUUGUGGUGCCUAUUCUUCACCCUUGACAAAUGCUUAUGGGCCAUAUCGUACCCCUGACCAAACACUGACAGACCGCAUACCAAGUCCUACUUCUGGCUAUGGGACAGAUGGUCUCUAUACCUCAAAUCUGGAGCAAAAUAUACCGAGAAACUAUGUAAUGAUAGAUGAUAUAAGUGAGCUAACAAAGGAGAACAUGGGAUCAUCUGAUGCUACAAGAACAGAUUAUGUGAGUGAAAAUGGUCCACGGGGGAUGGGUUAUGGAGAUGGGACUGAAGAGCUAUAUGGAAGACCAAGCAGCACCACUGGUUACCACCAUCAGGGUGCUGUGGACAGUCAUGGACGUCCUAGCACAACUGUAAGUGGUGGAUCUUCCUAUUACUAUGAGGAAUAUAAGCAUUCAUCACGCAGUAGUUCUGGAAUGGGCAGCCAAAAGCAUUCCUCUAAGAACUUGGCACCAGCUGCUGUGUCCUCCAAGCGUAGUAAGCACAGAAAGCAAGGCAUGGAGCAAAAGAUUUCUAAAUUCUCCCCUAUUGAAGAGGCACGAGAUGUAGAGUCUGACUUGGCCUCUUAUACAAUGACAACACCAUCAGGUGGAAGCUGCACCGUAGUUUCUAGAUCAGGGGUAAAAAAGAAUGUCUAUGAUCAGCAGAAAUACUAUGGCUCAAGAGAAGGCUUGGAUGAAGAUGAUCGUCUGUACAGCUCUGGAAGGUCACGGUCCACAGGCUAUGGCAUGGAUAAGAUCUCAUCUAGAGACUCUGGAGGGUACAGAAGUAAAUCAUAUGAGAGAGACGCCAUGGAACGAUCUCAGAGGGGUACCCAUAGUCGCACUGGACGUUCCACCAUGCGUACUCAGAACUCAGAGGAAGAGAGUCCACUGAGCCCAGUGGGGAAACCUGUGGGCAUGGGACAUGUCUCAGACCCACAUGAUGUUAGAAACCAGUAUGGCUCUAGCCAUUCUCUUCCUGAUGUUCAGGAUCAUCACAUAAGGGACGUGCCUAAGAGUCAUGCCUACAAGCCAGAUGACCCGUACCUAGUGGAUGAUAUGCACUGUGCUGUUUCAGACAGUGAAGCAUAUCAUUUAGGACAGGAGGAAACAGAUUGGUUUGAGAAACCACGGGAGGCUGCUUCUGAUCGUUCCAGACAUCAUGGGAGUGCAAGCCACUCCUCUACAGGUAAAAGAAGCCAUGUCAAGCACACCUAUCAUGAUUAUGAUGAACCUCCAGAAGAAGACUUAUGGCCACAAGAUGAAUACACCCACCAACGCCAUUCCUCUUCAACCUCAUCCCGAGAGCACCGGCAUCAUGUUAGUAGCUCAGGACGUCACUCAUCAUCCCGACAUACCACUGAGGAGUCUAGAUCUUCCCGUUCUUCAAGAUCACAUCCCAAAGACCCAUCGACUCGUUCUGAAGGGCGCAGCACUUCAUCCUCUUUACAUAAAAGAUCUUCAGAACCCCGAUCUUCACAAUCAGGGUACCGGGACUCUGGUGAAUAUGCCCGUGACCCUGCAUCAGGACAACAUCAUAGCGCUAGUGGUCAGCGGGGGCAAAGGCAGUCUGGUUCUUCAAGGCGACAAGAAUCUCCUUUGUCUAAACAACAGCAACAGCAGCAGCAGCAGCAGCAGCAGCAACAGCAGCAGCAGCAGGAUCAUGGUUCUGUAGGACAACAGCAACCACCACAGCAAGGACAGCAAAGGUCCACAACACAGCCAACAACUGGAAGGCAGUCUGGAACUCAGCAGUCUGAAACUGGACAGCAAGGACAACAGACCAGCCAGCAACCUCGUUCACAGCAGCAGCAGUCACAACCUCAGCCUGGACAACAGCCUACAACAACCACAGCAGGUCAGACUCAGCCCACAGCCAUGGCUACUAGUAUUGGAGCUGGGGCCACUCAGCAACAAGCUAAACCAGGCCAGGCUCCAGCGUCUGGACCACCACUGGCUGCAGGAGCAUCUGCAGCUCAGCCAACGCCUACUGGGGGAGGAUUGAUAAAACCUGACACUGCUCCUGCAGCACCAACUCCUGCAGUUGCUAUUGGAUCUAAAGCUGCACCCCAGCCUGCUAAAGCCUCUACGAUCCCUGCCACAGGCAUUGGGUCAAAAGCUGCUCCCCGGCCAGGUGGCAUAGGCAGUGCGGCCCAGCCAGCACAGCAGACUACAGAGAGUGAAAAUGUUUUCAGCAAAAUCCUCCCGGGUAGUGCUGCUGAACAAGCAGGAAAACUAGGAGAUGCCGUGUCUGCUAUCGGCAAGAAGUUUACGUCAUUUUGGUGAGCUGCUAACAGGAGGGAUUGAUUGUGGCUGAGAAGAGGCUUGUUACUGGAAAAAAAAUUGAAACUGUUUCUGCCAUCUUACCCAUUAAUCUGUGGAUUGAGGACACCUGAGAACCGGUUGAUGAUCUGGCUUGGAGAAAGGACAUGAAGAUCCAGAGAGCAUCAUCUCCGGGUGGACCCCAUAUACCCCCCCCCCCCCCC
This is a messenger RNA of Clarias gariepinus (North African catfish), 11518 nucleotides long. RefSeq names its product bassoon (presynaptic cytomatrix protein) b (gene bsnb). Gene Ontology annotation, cellular component: GABA-ergic synapse; glutamatergic synapse; cytoskeleton of presynaptic active zone. Lineage: Eukaryota; Metazoa; Chordata; Actinopteri; Siluriformes; Clariidae. Gene Ontology annotation, molecular function: structural constituent of presynaptic active zone; metal ion binding. The record is from RefSeq and is a predicted model, not a curated record. The coding region runs from base 27 to 11318 and encodes 3763 amino acids. Gene Ontology annotation, biological process: presynaptic active zone assembly; protein localization to synapse. The transcript has 12 exons.